Molecule: messenger RNA, 3104 nt
Organism: Gaeumannomyces tritici R3-111a-1
Lineage: Eukaryota; Fungi; Ascomycota; Sordariomycetes; Magnaporthales; Magnaporthaceae
Exons: 6
Coding region: 1-2553 (850 amino acids)
Source: RefSeq, a predicted model, not a curated record
AUGAGCCACAUCGACUGGUCCUCGUCCAAGCGCAUAUCCAAACUCGCCGGAAUCACCACAUCUACGACGACCUGGAGAUGGACAUGGAUACCAGCAACCCAGCCCAGGCCAGCCAGCCAGCCCUACGGCCGCCCAGAAAUAGGGAUCCCGUCUCUAUCCAGCAGCAAGCAGCAGCAGCAGCAGCAGCAGCAGCAGCAGCAGCAUCCCGCCCACACCCGCACCAACGGCCGAAACGCUGCCCGCUGCAACCAAGCACAGCCUUGCAGCAACUGUGCGAGGAGAUUCCCACAACCACCUUGUGAAUACACGGCGAGUGCACACCGACAACCGGCAGGGACCGACCCGCAGCCGGCCUUCACGCUCUCGACCAUCCCCGCGGGCUUCGGGGAGGACGAGGGCCUCGAUGGCGCGGGGGUGCAGCAGCAGCCGCUACUGCAGAUCGGACAGGUGGCGUCGGAAUGGAUCGACCUCGACGUCGCGGCGGCGGCGCGGUCCUGGCGCGAGCGCAUGUGCUCAGGCUUCGACGCCGGCGAGCUCGUGCGGUGGACCGGCAUCGACAUACUAACGCAGUUCCCCGGCCCUUCGGCCUACGAGGCGCUCCCCUGGAUGACUUCCCCGGGGCCGCCGACCGCCGGCGGCCCCGGCCCGGCCGAAAUACUGUGCAGCUCAAAGUGCGAGAUCCACCCACAGCUGGCCAAGGCGACGGCGGGUGUGAUGAACGUGCGGGGCCCCAUUAUUGAUCGGUUCAUGGGCGGGAGCUGGAACCUGGAGAGGACUGAGGAGAUCGUGUCGUGGCUGAUGACGCUGGACACAAGCGCCCGGCUCGGCGGGCCAUCGGGCCAGGCUGCCGGCGACGCAGCACACCGGGAUAUGAGUAUGGUGCCGGUGCCGGCGACCAAGCAGAACGCGGACCUGCUCCGGAUAUUCAUCGGCCUCAUCUCCAGGUUCAAGAUGGCCCUGGACGGAAACCCCGACCCCGAAAAGAACCAGUACGUAAAGUUCUACGUCCCGUUCGCGAUCCAGACGCCGCUGCUGGCGCAGGUGGCCAUCUACACGGCCUCGUGCUUCCUGCACGAGACGGGCCACAUGGACAAGACGACGACCAUGGCGCACAAGGGGCAGGCGAUCCGCAUGCUCAACGAGCUGCUCCGGUCGUCGCGGUCGUCGACGAGCGACGAGGCCAUCACGGCCGUCCUACAGCUCAUCCUGGACGAGUGGUACUGGGGCGAGACGAGCGACCUGCGCGCGCACCUGCGGGGGCUGCGCGAGAUGAUCCGCCUGCGCGGCGGCAUUCGGUGCCUGGGCAUGAACGGGCUGGUGGGCAAGCUGGCCAUCGUGGCCGACGUGGCCAUCGCGCUCUCGUUCGAGGUGCCGCCCUUUCUCAGGAAAGGGGACGAGUUUGAGUACCGCGAGGCCGGCGGCGGCGGCGGAGGGCACGUGCCGUUCCGCGUCGCCUACAACACGCCCCUCGUGUCCCCGCUGGUGCCCUUUGCCGACUGCGCCGAGGCGCUCGCCGUCGACCCCGUCACGGCCUCGAUCCUCGACGACAUGCGCUUCCUCAUCUCGCGCGUGCUGGGCAUGCCGCCGGACCCGUCGGCCGCCGAGUUGCGCAAGCUCGGCAAGCUGGCCGCGUGGAUGCUCGAGAGGAUUUCCAAGCUGCCCGCGCACGCGUCCCGCGACGACGACGACGACGACGACGACGACGACGGCGACCACGAUGACGCGAUGGGUUCUGGUCUGGGAGAUGUCGUCGGCGGCUGGGCGGCUCCGAGUUACUGCGGCAGCUCUCCCAUAUCCGAAGACGGAGGCGGCGGCGGCGGCGGCGGCGCGAGGGCCAGGACCCCGGUCAUCAUCAAGCACGAGUCGCCCGAGGUAGACGAUGCGCGCUCGUUCGGCUCGCCCGAGACGGCAGCGGCGGCCAAGCCCCAGGGCGGCGCAACAGAGGGCAGUAGGGCGGCGACGACGGAGGCGCCCGACUACAUGUACGAGCCGGUGCGGCAGGCGGCGCUCCUGUACUGCCGGGCCGUGGCGUCGCGGCGGCCCUUCAGCGCCGUCGUGGGCGCGCGGGACCUGACCCGGCUCUGGGCGGCGGCGUGGCGGGUGCCGCUGACGCGGUGGCGCGGAGCGCUGGGCGUCUUUGGCUGGAUCGUGCUGCCCAUCGUGUCAUCGGCCAGGGGUUCCCCCCACGACCGCCUCAUCAAGAGCAUGCUCAACAUUUGGGGCAUCCAGAUGAGCCUCGACAACUGGGAGAUCGCCGGCCGCGCCCUCCGCUCCGCCCUGCGGCUGCAGGAGUGGCUUGGGGACGGCGGUGGUGGGGCGACGGCGGCAGAAGGCAGCGGAGGAGGUGGAGGUGGAGGUGGAGGUGGAGGUGGAGGUGGUAGUGACGGGGGUGUUGCGGCGCCUCCCGAGGGGGGGCUGUCUGCGGUUGCGGAGGGCAAGCGCCGCGCCAGCUCGGACGAUGCGACCGGCGGGCGGGUUGCAGAGGGCCUCAGCCCCGGUGCCGGCACUGGGGGUGGUGGGAGAAAGGAGGGGAGGGCGAUAUCGCCGUGGUGACGCAACGUCAAGGUUGGCUUGGGCGGUGGUGUCAAGGUGUGGGAUUGGGAAAAAGGCGGGACUGCCGGGUUCGAAACUUAUAUUUUUUUAAUCGCUCUGCCGUACUAAUGCUUUUGACUUUUUCUCUGUUUCCAUUUUUCCUUCUUUUUCCAUCGCGUCAGUACGACUUUUAGCUCUUUGGUUUUCCUUCCGUUUCCUUUUGAUAUUAUCAGUCAUGUUCUCAUCACCAUAAUGUCCAAACAUGUCACCCCAGCAGGCGCGGAGUUUAGGCUAGCCCAUUCGAGAGGUUUUCUUGUGCGAAAUGGUCAUGUUAUUCCAUGCCUGACAUGGGGCUCGUCUUACUUAUUCCAUCUCUAUGCAGGCUGUUAGGAUGAAAAGUCUAGUCUUGGAUCUGGAUUCGCUGCGUCUCAGCGUCGUCCUUUUUCCUGUCCUUCCAUAAUGGGAUCUGGCCCUAAAUUUUGCGGUGAGUGGUCCCCUGUAGCGAUAUCCAUAUACCUGUGUAACGGUGUAAGUCAGUCACUAUUGAUUUCCCCGCGAAUAUUGAAAUUCCC